CUCUGCCGUAAAACUGAUCACCCCUCACAGAAUUCGACAUCCCCACACACUAAGUGUUCCUUAGACGAAGGUCGAGAAGGUCAUACCCCAGCUUCUAGCCCAGUUCCUCUGCCUGGUAUCCUGGAAAGGCCCGACUCGACCGCACUGGUGGUCGUUGGGGUCAUUGAGUUGCGAAGCUGCAGUCUUUACACCGGCUCAUAAAGUCGGUGGCGGAAAAUCCGGGGCAGUAGCUGCAAUGACGAAGGUACCGUUGCGAUGGGCCCUGGUAAGAUGUAAUAAGUAGAUAAAAACGCGCAUGUAUGUGCAGACGUAGCAGGUCCUCGAGUGAAUAACCUGUGGUUUAGGAUCUCUUCUCGUCAGCAAGUUUUCUAGUACUUCACCGUGUUUAUCGUGGUCGCCAAGAUGCUUCUUACGUUGCUUGCCGCUUGUUCUGUUUACAUCAGCUUUGCCGUUUCUGUUCCAGUGACGGAAAGAGAAUACGUCGUAGCCCCUACUGUGACGGUUAAGAAUGGUACCUACUCAGGUAUUCACAGUGCCGAGUAUGAUCAAGACUUCUUCCUCGGUAUACCCUACGCUCAGUCUGUACAGAAAGCAGUACGCUUCAGCCAAGCUCAGCCUCUGAAUAAGACCUGGGAAGAUACGAGAGAGGCCACAUCCUACCCACCACACUGUAUUGGAUAUGGCGGGGACGAGGUUGGAUACGAACUGUCAGAAGAUUGCCUCUAUAUCAACGUGGUCAGACCAGCAGGGCUCAACAACACCUCUGACUUGCCUGUGGCUGUGUGGAUACAUGGUGGUGGUCUCUAUAUGGGUGGCUCGGCCGACAAGAGAUAUAACUUGACCUUUAUCGUUGAAAACUCUGUUAAUCAGGGUACUCCCAUUGUCGCUGUGAGUUUCAACUACAGACUGUCCGCGUUCGGGUUUUUGAGCGGAAAGGAAGCUCUUGAGGCUGGGGUGACAAACAUCGGCUUCCGCGACCAGCGCCUGGCUCUGCACUGGGUCAACGAGAAUAUCCAAGCCUUUGGGGGAGCCUCUGACAAGGUCACAAUCUUUGGCGAAAGCUCCGGAGCCGAGUCGGUUAGCGCUCAAGUCUUUGCUUACAACGGUCGUGAUGACGGUCUUUUCCGUGGAGCUGUUGCCGAGUCUGGUUUUGGAGGAGUGCUCCCCAGAUAUCCGGGCGGCUAUAAUGCCACCCAGUACCAACAAGCCACUUUCGAUACACUUGUACAGAACACGUCCUGCGCCUCGACUGUGGGAACCCCCGAGGCCAUCACGUGUCUGCGAAAUGCUCCCUUUGAGGAGAUCAAUACGGCCAUCAAUGUCACCGGCAUUAGCCCUUGGCCUCCGGCGCUUGACCAUGAUUUUGUUGCAGAUUAUCCCGCAAACCAAAUUGCAAAUGAGAAAUUCGUUCAUGUUCCUAUCCUUAUUGGCUCAAACUCCGAUGAAGGUACAGCAUUCGGCCCUGGUCGAGGCCCUAACGAUGGACCUGUCAACACUGAUGACGACUUCGCUUACGCGAUCAGCAACAUCAUCAGCUCAAACGUCACAAACUCGACAGGAAAAUCUGCGGAUGAGAUUACUUACGAGCUCUCCAUCCUCUAUCCUGAUAUCCAGAGCAUCGGCAUCCCAUCAUUGGAAAGCUGGCCUGUGGUGGUCACCAACGAUACGGAAGAUAUCGAGGACUUGGGAUUACAAUAUCGACGUAUCAAUGCAUUGGCCGGUGACUAUUACUUUCACUACGCGCGCAGAAGAGCAAGCAUUGCAUGGAGCAACGCAGGCUUGGCUUCAUACACCUAUCGUUUCGAUGUCACUGUGAAUGGCAUUCCGGUAUCUACCGCAGCAACGCACUUUCAAGAGGUAGCCUUUGUCUUCUACAACCUGAAUGGGGAAGGCUAUGCCACAAACCCAUUCACCAACACUACCCAAGCAUACAAGGACCUGGCGCUUACAAUAUCAUCGGCAUGGAUUAACUUUUUUGUUUCACUGGAUCCCAAUAGCGAGGCGGUAUCUCCAGCAUGGCCCAUCUACAAUACCACGAGCAGCAGUGGCGUUGGAAAAGAGGUUGUGUGGAGUGUAAAGGAUGGCGGAAGCUACGUCGAGUUCGAUGAUUACAGGGCGGAAGGUAUGAAGUAUCUCAGCGACAAUGCUCUGACGCUUUUCGGCAACUAGAAAAUUACGCAUAGAUAUCCCCGACGGAGCAGGUGCAUCUAAUCACGAUUUAUAUUCUGCAAUCGAUCAAAGGCAAUGAAGCAAUGUCUGGGUCACCGUGCC
Molecule: messenger RNA, 2271 nt
Organism: Truncatella angustata
Lineage: Eukaryota; Fungi; Ascomycota; Sordariomycetes; Amphisphaeriales; Sporocadaceae
Product: Alpha/Beta hydrolase protein
Exons: 4
Coding region: 403-2169 (588 amino acids)
Source: RefSeq, a predicted model, not a curated record